This is a messenger RNA of Phlebotomus papatasi, 5524 nucleotides long. It is a transcript of the gene Alh, whose product is annotated as protein AF-10. The transcript has 11 exons. Gene Ontology annotation, cellular component: nucleus. The record is from RefSeq and is a predicted model, not a curated record. Lineage: Eukaryota; Metazoa; Arthropoda; Insecta; Diptera; Psychodidae. Gene Ontology annotation, molecular function: nucleosome binding; histone binding. Gene Ontology annotation, biological process: regulation of transcription by RNA polymerase II. The coding region runs from base 877 to 4827 and encodes 1316 amino acids.
UGUGCUGCCGCUCAGCGGAAAGUGUGUGGAAAGUGCAAACGUCAAACUGUACCCUCUGUGUCGCAAGAAAAAAAAACGCAAAUAUUUCGCGCUGGGAGACCCCAUAGCACCCCAAAAGUGACCCCAAAGCACCCUCAGGACGCAUCAGGGGGCAACAGUGGUGACGCGGAGUGGGCAGAAGCCGAGUAGGCACUGGUGGAAGUGUGUUUUUGUUCAGCCGGACAAUUUUCAUUGCCUCUUGUGUCUCCCUCGAGAUUACACAGUGUUUUUGCCCCGUUUUGUUUGUUUGUGUGUGUGGUGAGACGCGCUCCUGCCGACCCUUGUGUGGCCCCAAUCCGCCCCCAGUUGCCCCGGGGCCAGUGGAUGCUGGGCCUCCAUGGCUGGCUUGGCGUGCAGUGGCCGCUAUGGCGCAAUGGUGCCCUCCGGGGGGCCCGCCGACUGACUGUGUAAGGCGUCCGGAGUGGCGCGCGCGCGCGUUGAGACUGUGUGCUAGUUGUGUGCAGGAAAAUGCCAUUUGGCGGCGUGAUCGCGUGACCCGGGCGUGCGUGAGGCUGCCGUGCUGUGGCCCCCAGUGUCAUUCACCUCGCCGAGUGCCCAGAGUGUGAGUGUGGGGCUUGUUUUGGGGGCCGCCUCCAACACACACACGCACUCUCUGCGCAGUUUCUGGACACACAGUGUGAUGAUAAUAGCUUGUGAGUGAGAGUGUCGUCAAAAUAGUGCGGCGUUGUUUUGCCGAGAUUCGCGCAAGAGAAGAGGAAGAGAGUGAGAGAGUGAAGAGAAAGGAGGUGGAAGGACUAGUGACAAGUGCGCGCUUGAACGAUAACUGUUGUGCCUAUUCUUCGUGAAUAUGCGGAAAGAAUAGUGGCGGGAGCAGCAAUGAAGGAGAUGGUUGGUGGAUGUUGUGUCUGUUCCGACGAGAGAGGAUGGCCCGAGAAUCCACUGGUGUACUGCGAUGGCCAGAAUUGCACCGUGGCCGUCCAUCAGGCCUGCUAUGGGAUUGUGACGGUGCCCACGGGGCCCUGGUACUGUCGCAAGUGUGAAAGUCAGGAGCGCAGUGCUAGGGUUCGAUGUGAGCUGUGCCCAUCGAGAGAUGGGGCACUCAAGAAAACAGACAAUGCAAGCUGGGCGCACGUGGUUUGUGCCCUAUAUAUUCCGGAAGUGCGAUUUGGGAAUGUCACCACCAUGGAGCCCAUUAUCCUGCAACUCAUUCCGGCCGAGCGAUACGCCAAGAAUUGCUACAUAUGCCAGGAAAUGGGAAAGGGCAGUCGUGCCAAUGUAGGUGCGUGUAUGCAGUGCAACAAGACAGGAUGCCGGAUGCAAUUUCACGUGACCUGCGCCCAGGCCCUGGGGCUACUGUGCGAGGAAGCGGGAAAUUACCUGGACAAUGUCAAAUACUGUGGAUACUGUCAGUAUCACUAUAGCAAACUCAAGAAGGGAGGGAAUGUCAAGACUAUACCGCCGUAUAAGCCAAUACAGCAUGAAGCUGGCUCAAGUGAUAGUCCAUCGUCGCCAGAGAAGGAUUCGGAGGCGGCUACAACGGCAACUGGAGCCACUGCGGGGGCUCCAGCACCAAAACCUGGCACAGCACAGCCAAGUACUGCCACAAUUUCAGCAUCAGCACUGCCAGCUGCAGCUGCAGCUACUUCCUCGAAACAGAGGAAGUCCAGCUCCUCGACUAAGGGAGUAUCAGGUCCAGCAGCAGCAACAGCCGCGGCACCAACUGCUGUUGCUGCGACUGUUGUGCCACAAAUGGCACCGGCUGUCGCUGCUGCUGCCACAACGCCUCCUGUGGCGUCAGGGAGCGCAACUGGGACACCAGCAGCGAGUAAAAUGGGCUCUUCAGGUGGCGGGAGCGGGAAGGAGAAGGAGAAACACAGUCGAGGGGCAAAUAAAAUGUCCAGUUCGAAGGACAAAGAAUCCUUCAGGGAGAAGAAUAAAUCCUCCUCAAAGGCAAAGGAAGAUUUUGCCAUGGGAGCCAUGGGAAAGGCUUCAGUGGCUACAAUGGAAAAAACUGGAGUUUUGGUGUCAACUCCUUCGGCUACAGCCACAAAAUCCAGCUCAAUAAUUGCGCCUUCAGUGCUGCAGGGAUCCAAGGAGUUGAUGACCAAGGAUGCCAGUGGAAAAUUCACAACAUCCAAUUUUACGGAAAGUGUUGUGGUAAAUUCCGAAUCAGUAUUUGGCAGUGACAACAGCAAGGGCUCCACUAGCUCGACGUCGUCAAAUGUGGCCAAGAAGAGGAAGGCAGAUGGGAAGUCAAAUAGCGUUGAGGAUGUUAACAAUUCCGCGUAUUUGUCCUUUUGCAGGGAUCUCAUCAAAGAUGUCUCAGUCACUCUCAUUCCGUUGAGCUCAGUGGACAAGCUGGAUCUUGGGGAGGUCAAGAAGGUGCGAACGGAGAGCACAGCGAGUUCAUCGCCGGCUCUCCAGACACCAACGGAUGGUCCUCUGGGGAGUACUCUUCUCACAACUGGACCAGCUACUCUGUCCCUGCCCAAGCAGCACGUUCUGGCGAGCAAUCAGCCAAUGCCGGUGCAAGCGACAGCGUCAAUUAUUAAACCGCCUGUUAUCAAGGAUGUGGGCGAUUUGGGUCGCGUACAGGCGGCUUCGUCGCCUUUUGCCGCCGCUACGCCGGCCGAAAUGCAGCCUAGCACAACGACACAGAGUAUCCGAGUGUCUGUGCCGCUGUCAACGGCAUCUGUGGCUGGAAUUAAUCUGCCCACGAAUAACAAUACAAGUAGCAGCAGUCCGGGAAUGCUGUCGGGGAAUAUUCCGAGCACCAGUACGGCUGGAAGUCUCUUUCAGCAGGCUCUGCACAAUCGCUCAGCCGAACAAAUGGGUAGCUUUACGAUGGGACGCCUGGGAAAUCCCCAGCAGUCCCAGCGGGCAAGUCCUAUUGUGCAGAUGCCACCGAAUCAUCAGAAUGUCAUCCUGCAGCAUCAGGGCAUGCAGGAGAGGCAGUCUCCUCUAGUUCAGCAAGCCGCCUCGUCGCCCCUGCUGGCCCAUCCACCCGAACAGGCCAGUACUCCGGCUUCCGGGGCUGCCACGCAAAUGCAGAAUCUCUCGCCCAUUGGGAUUCACAGUCAGAUCUUGACUUCCGGCAAUGUGGCGGCUGUGCAUCAGUCAGACAGUGGAAUGCUCAAGAUCACGUACGAGAAACAACCACCGCCCAGAGCUACGCCAACGCCCGUCCAGGAGGAUCCACCGAAUCUCCCAGGACGUCGAUCAAGUAGUAAGUCACGAUCAUCAAAGAAACGUCCAACGGCCUCAUCUGCAAAUUCAUCAUCAGUCAAAAAUCAAAAGAAUGUGGUGCAGUUCGAUUCGAGCACCUUUCCCACUGCAACUGAAUGUACUUUUUCCAUCACAAAUAGUCACACAACAUCAGCUGCUGGGGGGCACAAUCAUGGCGAUUUUGGGGGUGGUGUUGUUGGGGGCUUUGGAGGAGGAGGCGGAAGUGGUUUGGAGACCCAAAUGGUGGCAAAGGCAUCACGGCCAGCAACUCGUGGGCUCGUGAUGAGUGAAACGCCACCGCCUCAUUCUACUUCCAGGACCCCAGAAACGACGGUUAAUUUUGCUUCGGCUGUCUCGGGGGGUGGUAGUUCGUUUGCGGGAUUAAAGUUCACCUAUGAAUCGCAACCUUCGACGUCAUCGACUGUGGCAGCAUCAAGUAGUCUGCCGCCAAAGGAUUCACCACCGAGUAGUCCAGGAAGUGAAGCUGGUGCUUCGACACGAAAGAGAAGUCGCAAGGCGGCGGCGGCAGCAGCGGCAACUGUUGCAGCUGCAUCGAAUCCGAGUCAGGUGGAAUCGAAGGAGCUCAAGAUAUUCCAAAAUGGCAUCCAUGUCACUCAUAUGUUGGGCAAUCAACUCAAUCCGGCCAGUAGCGUGGCUCAGAAGAUGUCAGAUCAGCUUCACAUGGAAAUUGAGGCACACAGCGUAUACACAUCGCCAGCCAUGGACACUAGUCCUCAGCUCGUGGGACCUCCAUUUCCCGGGAAACACACACCGUACAGCAGUUCCAAGGCAGCAGCAACGCAAGGUCCGCCAUCUCUGACUACGAUGCUAGGAGCAGGAUCCGGAUCGAGUAGUGGAUCAGGAACGACGCCACAGAGCCUAGAGCAACUGCUGGAACGACAAUGGGAACAAGGAUCGCAAUUUCUAAUGGAGCAGGCUCAGCAUUUUGACAUUGCUUCAUUGCUGUCCUGCCUGCAUCAGCUGCAGACGGAAAAUGUGAGGCUGGAAGAACAUGUGAACAAUCUAGUGGCCAGGCGGGAUCAUCUACUGGCAGUUAAUGCUCGGCUGGCCAUUCCACUGGCCAAUCCCAAUGCUGCAACUGGUCAAGUUCAAUUCAACAGCAUGAAUGUGAAUGGUCCCUCGGAGGCCACAGCAGCUGCGGCGGGCCGCACGAGUCGAUCAUCGGCGUCGGGACAGCCAUUCAGUGUCCAGCCGACAGUUCAGCAAACUCCUGCCCAACCCUCGCAGCCGCAGCUGCAGCAGAUUCCGGUGGAGAAUGGCGUAGACUUCCGACAUUCGGCCGUUUCCGCUGUUACAAUUACGCCCCAUCAGCCCCCUAGCGGCGGGAGUGUGAGACACUCGCCUGUGACGCAGCAGCCGUUUGUGGGUCAGGCGGCGGCCGGCGGACGCCAAACGGCAACAGCAAGUGGAUCGGAUUCGUCCCGAUCGAGAUGCGCCGCUGGAGCUCCAACGGCCGGAAGUGCGAGUGUUUUCCAGGCGCAGCAGACGACGUCGUCCUAUCAAAAACUUGCCUUGUUGCAGCAGCAACAGCAGCAAGCACAGACAAUUCGACGUGACGACGGUCAGGCGAAGCCCAGCUGAAAACAACCACUCGUCCAGGGGCGAUUUGGUGGAGGAGUUGGUGGUGGGGUCAGAGGCAGGGAGUUGACGGGCAAACGGAUGAAUUUGCAGCUGAGGGGAAUUUUGAGGGUGAAUGAGAGGCGUUUGGUGAGAUAUCUCACAAGACGCUGCCGGAAGAUGCGACAAAUGGUCACAAAAUCAGCCAAAUGGAAGUGUUCGUGCAGGAGAAUAUAUCCAAGAAAUGGCAUUAAAUAUCAAGAAUCUUCCAGCAAAAGAGCAAAGAAGAAGAAGGUACCAUCAAAUCCGGAAAGGCUUCAAAUCACCGGCAAAAGUGAUGCGUGCAGUGUUAAUAAUAACAAUUGCAGUGUCAAUAAUAACUUUGACCCCCAACCAAUUGUCGAAAUUGUGACUUGCAGUGGUCAGCAGAACAGCAAACAAUCCAGCAAAAUUGCCAGCAAAGUGAGUAACAAGAAUAUUCUCUGUAAUAUUAAAAAUAAUCUAGACAAGACUGCCAACUGUGACGCUCAUGCCAAAUUUAAAGACUUUUCUAUUGAUUUUAUUCUCAAAUCUGCAAAUUGAUUAAUUUUUUCUUUUAGAAAAAAAAAAUAUCCUUUUCACCCAAUUUUUUUUUAAAUUGUCAAUUGGAAGUUUUUUGAAUUAUAUAAAUAAUUUUGAAAAUAAAAAAUUGAAAUAGAUUUUUUUUUGAAAUGGAAGAAAA